Solanum stenotomum is the source of this 1018-nucleotide messenger RNA. RefSeq lists its product as uncharacterized. Lineage: Eukaryota; Viridiplantae; Streptophyta; Magnoliopsida; Solanales; Solanaceae. The transcript is spliced from 4 exons. The coding region runs from base 335 to 751 and encodes 138 amino acids. The record is from RefSeq and is a predicted model, not a curated record.
AUGAAAAAACACAAGUUAUUUGGUAUGAAAAGUCACGAUUGUCAUGUAUUCAUGCAAAGAUUGGUUCCUAUUGCAUUCUGUGAGCUAUUACCAAAAAAGGUGUAGGAAGCACUUACUGAGAUGAGUUUUUUCUUUAGGGAUUUCACUGCUACAGUAAUACGUGAAGAGGAUAUGGUAAGACUUCAACAAGAAAUACCUGAAAUACUUUGUAAAUUAGAGCGUGUAUUCCCUCCUAGCUUCUUUGAUUCAAUGGAGCAUCUCCCUGUGCAUCUCGCUUAUGAAGCAAUGCUAGCUGGUCCGGUACAAUAUCGAUGGAUGUAUCCAUUUGAGAGAUAUGGCACCAAGGGGGGGUGGACGAAGCAGAUAUUCUGGAGAAAGAACAUCAGAUCCAAUGACAUCUCCUCUAAUGUCUAGUUUCACACCUGAUCAAGCACCAUCAUUGCCUGAAGUGCCGAUAGCAGUUAUGCCAGAUUCAGUUGUUGUCAACAUAUCAAUACCAUCUUCAUCUGUGGGGAUAGAAACACCUAGAAAUGACAUUGUAUCUACAACUUCAUCAAAUACAACUGAUGAUACCCGCACCCGAAUUGAAAUUGUCCUGGGAUGUUUGGAGCCAAGUAACGAUGUAUCUCGGGCGAUCACAAAAUCUUUAAGGAAAAAUUGGAUCCCGAAGGAUAUGAUUGGAAGUCAGUUACACUACAGCUUAAGGACUUCUACUGGGAGGAGUUUAAGAAGCGAUUCCACUGGAAUAUGACAACUGAAGGUUCCAUAAAGGAUCAUUUUAUGAAAAAAUGUUCAAUACAAUACAAGGGUAUGCUAUGUGAAGCAAGAUCCUCUGAGGAGAAACGAAAAAAUAUCCCAAAAUCUAUUUGGGAGAGCUGGAAGCCUCACUAUGAUACUGACAAUUUUAAGGAUAAAUCUGCACAAUGUUCCAAAAAUCGACUAAGUGAGAAAUGUGGUGAAGGAUCUGGUCCCUCGCGCCAUACUGGAGGCUCCCGGACUCACCAAGAGCAUGCAAGAA